Molecule: messenger RNA, 1191 nt
Organism: Lithohypha guttulata
Lineage: Eukaryota; Fungi; Ascomycota; Eurotiomycetes; Chaetothyriales; Trichomeriaceae
Exons: 2
Coding region: 1-1191 (396 amino acids)
Source: RefSeq, a predicted model, not a curated record
AUGUCUGAUCGUAGGCCUUUCUUCGAAACAGUGGUAGGACGGCGAGGACAAAGAAGACAUACCAGACAAGGUCGACGACCAGACCCAUACGACAAAAUCCAUCGCAUCGAGUCGUUUGCAUUGCCUAUUGACGAACAGUUCUCAUCACCUCUCUUCAGUGACCUCCCUGGAGAGGUCCGGGACCUGAUCUACGAAUAUGCCCUGGCUGACUACGAAGACCUUGCCAAUGCUUACGAGCUGGAUACAUGCUAUCGAAGACCUGAAUAUAUGGCACCACGUAAGACUGAUACAGCUCUCUUGCGGACAUGUCAAGCUGUCUACAACGACGCCUGGUAUCUCCCUUGGACAUUAGCACAGCAUACCUUCUUCCUUACUGCGCCUGAUCGCAAGCCGAAAAACAAUACUGAACCCCACCAGAUGGAGCGAGUUUCGAAGCUCAUUGAAAGACUUCAUCCAGACGUCCUAAGUCGACGGAAGGAGGUCCAUAAUGUUCAGGUCUUCGCCCAGCUGUACGUACUCGAGCCUGGCAACAGCCUUAACAACGUCCUGCAGAUCCCUUAUUUCAUGCCCAGAACGGUUACAAUUACCAUCCGGCACACCGAUAUUUGGUUUUGGGAGACCGACCGACCAAUUUACAUCAGAACUCCAUGGAUCAAUACUGUGCGGUUUCCAACCAGUGUGACCACUCUACGCAUCCAGCUCGAGUCUUUACAAAGACGUCAACCACAGAUCGAUUAUGUUGUUGCUCGUGCCCAGCAGGAAUGGUACUUCACACGCGACGACGACGUCCACCUUGUCUCCACCGCAGCACCAACUGCAACAAGAUGGACUGGCUCGUCAACAUGGGUGAAUAGACGCUGGGUUCGAGACGAGGACGACCAAGAGCCGGGCGUUGUACACUACUACAUGUCUACCCUAGUCUUUAAGCCCGCAAACAUGACUGAAGAUGAGAACGGCUAUAUGGCGCGCAAUGCCGGCAAACAUGCGCGAAGGACUAUUGAGGUACCACCCGAUAUUGCAGCUAAGACCAAUAUUCCUGGCACUGGUUACGCUUCGCUCCUCACGGGUCGCUUCGAAGAGAUGGGUAUAACCAAUAAAACACCAGCGAGCGAGGCCGUUCGAUGCUUUCGCGAAUUUCUGGCAGAGGAAUCACGCCGUAACGAGCUCAAUGCAGCACCAGUAGAUGAAUGA